Aspergillus niger is the source of this 2142-nucleotide messenger RNA. RefSeq lists its product as uncharacterized. Gene Ontology annotation, cellular component: exocyst. Gene Ontology annotation, biological process: intracellular protein localization; Golgi to plasma membrane transport; exocytosis. The record is from RefSeq and is a predicted model, not a curated record. NCBI's taxonomy places the organism in Eukaryota, Fungi, Ascomycota, Eurotiomycetes, Eurotiales, Aspergillaceae. The transcript is spliced from 4 exons. The coding region runs from base 1 to 2142 and encodes 713 amino acids.
AUGGAGAGCCGUGGCUUGACCCUCCGCAGCAAGUCGCGCCGCCCCCGCCCCCAGAUCAGUGCUCCGAAGCCCAUAUCCGGCCCUUUGCCGACCAAUAACGGCAGUAAGGGUGCCGGUACUCCAGGGCAGAACACUUCCUCUCCCAGCUCGACAUCCCUGGACCGGGCCCCUUCGAAGGGCGCGACCUCUGAUCUAGUCAAGCGCCGCUAUUCCACCCGUUUUAAUCAGGCCCCCGACUUCGAUGUCAGCGCUCCGCCGGUGCCGGGCCUGCCCAAGGCACCAGCCACGUAUGGCGGGCUCAGCCCACCCGAGACGAGUCGAAGACCGUCCACCGAGUCUUCUGGUCCCCCCAAGGUGGACUUGAAUGCCCUUCGGGAUCCUAGCCUCCCAGUUGACAAGUACGUUGCCAACCUACUCGCCAAUGCCUCGGAAGAGGAAAUCGAAGCAUAUCAGAAGAGCCUUCGCAAGGUCAAAAACCGAACUUCGACCGAUCUGCAGCAAAAUGUUUACCAGAACCGCACUCAAUUCAUCAAGAUCAGUAAGGAGGCGGAGAAGCUCAAAGGGGAAAUGCGGACCCUCCGCACUCUGAUGGCGGAGCUUACCACUGCGCUCGGACAGACCACCAUCGGCAACACCCCGAAUCCCAUGUCCCCCGCCGUUGACGAGUACAUGCCGAAACGUAAUGCCAACCGGAGUUCUGUCGCUAAUCUGGAGAGCAUGUGGAACGUCCAGCUUCAAACCCUCUGGAAGACGGUGGAGGGCUCCCAGAAGUUCCUACCGGUGGUACCUGGCCGACACAUCGUGAUGGAGACGGGGCAUUGGGUGGAACUGGACUCUGCAACCUGGAAGCCCAGGCGACCAGUUCACAUAGUGUUGCUCAACGACCACCUGCUGAUCGCCGCGAAGAAGCGCAAGCGGGUUGACCAGAGCAGCCAUCGCGGGCCGGUCCCCACCAAGCUGGUCGCGGAAGAAUGCUGGCCCCUACAAGACGUCGAUAUGAUCGACCUUGGUGCCAAUCUCUCCGCGGGGGUUGCUCGAGAUGAAGCCGAAGACCGGGGAAUUGCGAAUGCAAUCAACGUCCGCGUCGGCGGGAAGCCGUUUACCUAUCGUCAUGACAAGCGCGACAGCUCGGCUAAAGGGGAACUGCUCGCGACCUUCCGGAAGACUGUCGAGGAUCUCCGACGUAAUCUUCGCUCGGAGACUGAGGCCGCAAGCAAAUCCACCGAGUCAUUCGGCUACCUGGGCGUCCGGCGCCCCUCCCAUUCCCCCAUGCCGGAUCAGUAUGACGGCGGCGAAAGCACCCGCGACAAGCCGGAGGUGCGUAUCGAUGUGGAUGGAAAGCAACAGAAUCUUCGUUGGGUGGACGGGCAGGUGGACGAAUUGGAUAUUGACAUCGCCCUGCAGCGGUUUGAGGAGGCUGUGUCUAACGUCGAGCGGCUUCGCAAGCUCGCCAAGGGCCUGAAGGGCAACGCGGUCGCGCAGGACGUGAUCAAUACGAAGGUCGACGAGCGUGCAGCCACCCUGGCGGAGGUACUUCUGCGAGCGCUCGUGGAUACACACUCAUUUCCCGUGUCGACCAAAACGAGGGUCUCCUGGCUCACGCGGCUAGGCUUUGAAGAUCAAGCCCGGGAAGCGUACUUGAAAACCCGCUCGGAAAUCGUCUCCAAACGGAUCCGUGCCUGUAUCUUCGAGGGAGACCUCCCACUCUACAUUUUCCAGAUCUCCUACGUCUACUUCACGUUGAUCAAGAACACCAUUAGCAUCUACCAACAGUGUUUUCCGCCGGUCAUGUCCAGCGCCAGUAUCCGUUGGGCAAAACACCACCUUGACGGCUUUAACGCCCUGCUCACGCGCCAGCUCAGCAGCGUCCAACGCGGCACAACUGUCUGGCAGAAAUGCAUUGACAUCGUGCAUGAGCAGGCUGAUCAGCUGACCGAGGUAGGCGUGGACUUUACCGACCUCGUCGCGAAGGACUUGGAGACGGGUGAAGAGUUCACCGAACGACCGCAGAUGACCCGGUCUGAGUCCCUUAUUUCCGGUCUGUUUGACAUAGACCCCACGCGCCGUGCUCCAGAAUGGACCUAUGUUCGUGUCUUCUAUUCUGUAUUCUCUAAAUGUUCUACCCAUACCCAUGAACGCUGA